Hordeum vulgare subsp. vulgare (domesticated barley) is the source of this 2206-nucleotide messenger RNA. RefSeq names its product ethylene-responsive transcription factor ERF027-like. The record is from RefSeq and is a predicted model, not a curated record. Bases 958 to 1746 code for a protein of 262 amino acids. Gene Ontology annotation, molecular function: DNA-binding transcription factor activity; DNA binding. The transcript has a single exon. Gene Ontology annotation, biological process: regulation of DNA-templated transcription. NCBI's taxonomy places the organism in Eukaryota, Viridiplantae, Streptophyta, Magnoliopsida, Poales, Poaceae.
GUUGUCCCGUCUAACACAAACACAAUCGGCAGGAUACUUGCUUUGUCAAAGGAGCCCGGUCUGAAAUAAGCCGGGCGCCGAUAUAUGCCGAAACGUAGCAGGAGUACGUAGCUUAGCUGCGGCCACGACUAGUUUGUGAGAAGCGGCCAAAUGGCCCAAAAGGUUGACAAGAAAAGCGAGCAAAUCAAAAGCCCCCACCUGGCAGGCACCGGGAGGCCACCACCUGUCAGUCACGGUCACACGGAGCUGCCGUAUCUUUCGCUAGCCCCAAAAGAAAUUAUCAGCAAUCACACUGAGCGGCCCGAUCUUAAUUUCUCAAUUAACCCCCACAAAAGCCGGGCCAUCAAUUAGGACAGCGACGUCGCCAUCGUCUCCCUCUGUUUCGGCCCCGCGAAGGUAAAACGAAGGAGGUGAACUCGAUCAGCCGCUGCAACUAAUACCACUACUGAUAUUAGCAUGCUUAAUUAGUUAGGUGGAGUCUUGUUGUUUGCUCCUCAGGCGACAGCUCAUCGCAAGCCAUACACACACUCUCCCGCUCAAACAACGCGGUCUGGCUAGCUGCCUGCAUGCGCGCGGCGCCGCUCCUCUCUUCUCCCAUGGAGAGAGAGAUCAGCUUUUCACCAUGGCGGACCUCACGCUUCUCCCCCGCUUCUUUACUAGCGCAUAUAUACCUCCCGCCCUCCUGGCCUCAUGCCGGAUCUCACGCUUCCAGUUCUCCUCGUGCGUUUCUUGACACCUACACCUACCUAGCUCUCCUCUUCCAGACUUCCAAUCCACUACUCUCAGUCUCUGCCCACAGCACACACAUCGAGACGACGGGUACUUAACCGCUUACCCGCCGCCCCGCAUACACCUGCGCUGCGUGCACCAUAGAUUAGCUAGUUCCAUAGGAUAGGCGCACUGCAGCUCUGGCAUGCGUGUAGGUAUAUAGAGAGGGGCGUGCCCUAAUGGUAGUACAUGGCUGAGAAGCCUUGUGCAACCAGCUCCUCGUCUGCUGCUGCUGAUCCUCUUCAGGUGCAAGUGCAAGCUGCUGCUGCUGGCCCGGCGACCGAACUUUCCCCGCGCAAUCCUACCUCGCCCAAUUCCUCGCCUGCUCACCUAGGCGACACGGUGGGGACAACAACGGCGUUGGCGGCGACGAGCUCCGGGGAGCCGUCGCCGCGGUCCACCGGGAAGCACCCCUUCUACCGCGGCAUCCGGUGCAGAAACGGCAAGUGGGUCUCGGAGAUCCGCGAGCCGCGCAAGGCGCGCCGCAUAUGGCUCGGAACUUAUCCGACUGCAGAGAUGGCUGCCGCGGCCUAUGACGUGGCCGCCCGCGCGCUGCGCGGCUCCGACGCCGUGCUCAACUUCCCCGGCGCCGCCUCCUCGCGCCCGGUCCCCGCGUCUACCUCUCCUGAGGACAUACGCGCGGCCGCAGCUGCAGCCGCGGCAGCUGCCCAGCUUUACAGACCGCACGGCGAGGAGGCGCCUGAUGGCACUGCUUCGAUUGCCGCGACAGCGGAGGAACAGAGACAUCAAGGCAUGAUGGCAAGGGAAGGCGCCGCCGAUGGCCGCACGCCGUACCAUCAUCAGAUGGGCAAUGAGGAUUUCAUGGACGAGGAGGCCAUCUUCGAGAUGCCGCAGAUGCUGCGCAACAUGGCGGCGGGCAUGAUGAUGAGCCCGCCAAGGCUGAGCCCCACCGCCUCCGACGAGUGGCCAGAACCGCCGGGGGCCGGGGAGAGCCUGUGGAGCUACCACGAUCCCUAGUAUAUUACAUUUGCUGAAGCCGGUGAGCUGGUUAUUGGUACGUACGUACUCCACUACUACUAUACCAGUUACUAAACCUAAUUAAUCCGGAGUGGAUACAUGGACCCCGGCCGUUGCGGGGCAUCGUCCUCUAUCUGGUAUAUAUGUCUGUGCCAUAACAGUGGCAUCACUAGGCGCUGGCCUGCGAUAUUAUAGCUGCUACCUAGAUAGUACUCGCCAGUUACGUCAGAUUCGAUAUUAUGUUCUUGCUAGCUACGUACGGUCAUUUUCGCACAUAAAGUCCGCUUGUUGAUUCGCUUGGCUUAUUGCUCGUUUUACUAUGAGAGCAAGCAGGCACCACGUACCUUUUUCUUCCUUUUUUUCUUCUAUAAAAAGUGCCGGGUGGAUCGCACAUCACCGCGAGACUAAUGCAUUGUAACUUUUGUAACUGUAGACAUAAAAAUAUUUGGCGGUGGAUAAA